AUGGAUCGACAGUCGGUAUAUACCCUGAGCCUCUUCGGGGAAGAGCGUUCAGCGGACGGCGAUCAGACGAACAAGCAGACACAGAAGGAGCUGAUAGCCUUCAUUCUCGAGUUUCACUUAGACGGCGUCUACACCUAUCGAGAUCAGAUAAGAGAAAACGUGCUCUCUAAGCAAUAUUACUGCGACAUCGACAUCGCCCACCUCAUUGCCUUCAACGAAGAGCUUGCAAACAGACUUAACAAUGAGCCUGCCGAUAUCAUACCCAUCUUCGAAUCGGCUCUCAAACAGUGCACACAGCGCAUCCUCUAUCCCUCACGAAGCAAGGAAGAUUCCGAAAUUUCCAAGUCUCUUCCAGAGCAUCAACUACUCAUCCACUCCUCCGUCUCCCAGACAUCGAUCCGCGGUCUCACAGCCACCAAUGUCUCUCACCUAGUCCGCAUACCAGGCAUCGUUAUCGGCGCCAGCACCCUCAGCUCGAAAGCCACCACCGUGCACAUCCAAUGCAGAAAUUGUCAGCACGAGCAAAACAUCCCCGUCACAUCGGGUUUCUCCGGCAUCACACUUCCGAGAACUUGUGGCAGAGUAAAAGAACCUAGUGAUGGCGAGAAAUGUCCACUCGAUCCAUACUUUGUCGUUCAUGAAAAGUCACAAUUCAUUGAUCAGCAAGUGCUGAAGCUGCAAGAGGCGCCUGAUGACGUACCGGUAGGAGAGCUGCCGCGACACAUUCUGGUGUCGGCAGAUCGAUAUUUGGCAAACAGAGUCGUGCCUGGUACGAGAUGUGUGAUCAUGGGUGUCUUCAGCAUAUAUGCAAGUCAAAAGAACAGCAAGAACAGCGGAGCCGUGGCAAUCAGAAAUCCAUACCUUCGAGCAGUCGGCAUCCAGACCGAUCGCUCGCACAAGGGCAGCGGCAUGGGAAUCCAGUUCACAGAUGAGGAGGAGCAAGAAUUUCUAGAGAUGUCGAGAAGACCAGACAUAUACUCGCUCUUCGCAGACUGCGUUGCACCAUCCAUCUAUGGCAAUUCAGACAUCAAGAAGGCAAUCACUUGUCUGCUGAUGGGCGGCAGCAAGAAGAUUCUACCCGAUGGUAUGAAGCUGCGUGGAGAUAUCAACGUUCUGCUCCUCGGUGACCCCGGUACAGCCAAGUCGCAGCUGUUGAAGUUCGUCGAGAAAUGUUCUCCCAUCGCUGUCUACACUUCUGGAAAAGGUUCUUCAGCAGCCGGUCUCACAGCGUCGGUGCAACGAGACACCAACACCCGAGAGUUCUACCUAGAAGGUGGUGCUAUGGUCUUAGCAGAUGGCGGUGUGGUCUGUAUUGACGAAUUCGACAAGAUGAGAGAUGAAGAUCGAGUAGCCAUUCACGAAGCCAUGGAGCAGCAAACCAUAUCUAUUGCAAAGGCAGGCAUCACGACUAUUCUGAACUCGAGAACAUCAGUCCUCGCCGCAGCCAACCCAAUAUUUGGACGAUACGAUGACCUGAAAUCUCCUGGCGAGAACAUUGACUUCCAGACCACUAUUCUGUCCCGUUUCGAUCUCAUCUUCAUCGUCCGAGACGAUCACGACCGAAAUCGUGACGAGACAAUCGCCAAGCACGUCAUGGGCAUCCACAUGGGCGGCCAGGGCGUACAGGAGCAACACCACGCCGAAAUCCCUGUCGAAAAGAUGAAGCGCUACAUCUCCUAUGCCAAAUCACGAUGUGCACCGCGACUAUCUCCGGAAGCUGCAGAGAAAUUGAGCUCGCAUUUCGUCAGCAUCCGACGACAAGUGGCGAGAGCAGAACAAGACGCUAACCAGAGAUCUUCCAUUCCGAUCACGGUCCGUCAACUGGAGUCUCUCGUCCGUAUCACCGAAUCUCUGGCCAAAAUCGAGCUUCAACCCAUCGCUACCGAGAAACACGUCGAUGAAGCGAUCAGACUGUUCUUAGGCUCAACCAUGGAUGCUGUCAUGUCUGCGGGCGGAGACACUUCUGCUCUCGGUAUGGGUGGAAAUCGCGAAUUGGUCGAGGAAGUCCACAAAGUCGAGGAGGAGCUGAGACGGAGAUUGCCUAUCGGUUAUACGUCUUCUCUGGCCACACUUCGUCGUGAGUUUGUGGAACGCAAGAAUUACAGCGAGCAGGCUCUCAAUCGCGCACUCCAAGUUUUGGUGCGAAGAGAAAGCAUACAGUUCCGGAGAGGUGGCACGCUUGUUCAUCGGAGUGGUGUGUAA
Messenger RNA from Pseudocercospora fijiensis CIRAD86, 2202 nucleotides. RefSeq lists its product as uncharacterized. The record is from RefSeq and is a predicted model, not a curated record. Gene Ontology annotation, cellular component: nucleus; MCM complex. Gene Ontology annotation, molecular function: DNA replication origin binding; ATP binding; single-stranded DNA helicase activity. NCBI's taxonomy places the organism in Eukaryota, Fungi, Ascomycota, Dothideomycetes, Mycosphaerellales, Mycosphaerellaceae. The coding region runs from base 1 to 2202 and encodes 733 amino acids. Gene Ontology annotation, biological process: double-strand break repair via break-induced replication; DNA replication; DNA replication initiation. The transcript is spliced from 3 exons.